This is a messenger RNA of Rhodotorula toruloides NP11, 741 nucleotides long. Its product is annotated as protein of glucose/ribitol dehydrogenase family. NCBI's taxonomy places the organism in Eukaryota, Fungi, Basidiomycota, Microbotryomycetes, Sporidiobolales, Sporidiobolaceae. Bases 1 to 741 code for a protein of 246 amino acids. The transcript is spliced from 3 exons. The record is from RefSeq and is a predicted model, not a curated record.
AUGUCGUCUGCUGCUCCGACUACUUACCUCGUCACUGGCGCCAACCAGGGCCUAGGACUCGGCUUCGUCACCGCCCUUUCGAAGCGUCCGAAUACCCUCAUCUUUGCGACCGCGAGGAACCCCGACAAGGCCGAUGACCUGAACGCCCUCGCUGCGGAGGCGAAAAACAUUGAGGUGGUCAAGUUCGAGGCAACGUCGGAGAACGAAGCUGUUGCGCUCGCCAAGAUUGUCGAAGAGAAGGCGGGCAAGCUGGAUGUUGUCAUUGCCAAUGCCGGUAUCGCCGAGGCCAACAAGGCCGUCAUGGAUGUCACGCACACGGACUUUGUCCGACACAUCGAGACGAACGCCUGGGGACCCAUCCUUCUCUUCCAGCACGUCCAGCCCCUCCUCGCCAAGUCCGCUUCACCUCACUUUGUCGGCCUUACCUCGAUUCUUGGCUCACUCGGCACCGUCAGCUCGUUGCCGGCUCGCUCAACCGCAUACGGCGCAUCGAAGGCUGCGCUCUCGUACGCCGUCCUCAAGAUGGGUCAAGAACACCCCAACCUGGACGCCUGGGUCGUCCACCCUGGCCUCGUGCAGACCCGCAUGGGCAACCGCGCAGCAUCCGGACUCGGGUUCGAGAAAGCGCCCGUCACAGUCGAGGACAGUGUGGCGGGUAUCCUGCGCAUCCUUGACCAGGCGAAGAGGGAGACGCACGGCGGUCGCUUCUUCGAGUUCACGGGCAAGGAGCUUCCGUGGUAG